This is a messenger RNA of Durusdinium trenchii, 4200 nucleotides long. The record is from the annotation of a GenBank genome assembly. NCBI's taxonomy places the organism in Eukaryota, Dinophyceae, Suessiales, Symbiodiniaceae.
AUGUCUGCCAGCGUCUACGACCCACUUGGUCCUGAGCGUGCAGAGCAGCGCUACUGGCAAUCAGUGGCCAAAGAGGUGGAUGAUUUGGAAUCAUGCUUGUUCCAACUGGAUGAGCAGUUGGCCGUUCUAGAGCAGGAAUGUGGCACCCCAAGACCCCGAAAGAAGCGCUUGGCACCCGUGCAUCGGCGAAACCACUCGAAAGAGGCAUUGCAAGGCUUGGCUCAGAGCACGGCUCAAGCCGCGACGGGGGCCGUGGUCCAAUCGCGGUCGCAACGGCAGCUGAGAUUGCAGCUGAAAGCGUUGAGGCGGCAGCGACUGGAGCCUGCAGGCAAGCGCUCCCUGAAGAUGUUGCAUGUCUCGCCCCGCUAUGGAAAGAUCAAUGCUAAGGUUUUAGGUAUCCAACGCGCCAGGAAUAUGAAACAGAAGAUCGCAGAAGGGCGAUAUUUUCACACCAUGGGUAUGUUCAAACAAGACAAGUACCGAAAAGCCAUGCAAACACCGCCUGAAACGAGGGGAUCGGACGAGGCCCUGCAACGGUGGACUCUUGUUGCCUGGGAUCGGCGUCGAGGGCCUCCGGGGGGACAAGCUGCGACCUACCAAGGGCCAGAUGGUGAGCUUCCGGUUUUGCGUAUGAGCUUGUGGUGCACGGAGCGCUCGGCCGAAGGUCUUUUCAGUUGGUGCUGGUGGUUUGGUCAGCGAGGUCAAGUUGGACAAGAGGAUGCAUGGGUGGCAGAGACGCCAUAUCCCGUCUUCAUCCCAAGCAAGGGUCGCGCCAAGGAAGCACAUUUGAAUUGGAGGGCAGUGCAUUGCUUUGGUGAUGAGGCGUUUGACGCAGAAACUCCUGCUGAAGCAGACAGCCCAGGUGCUUUGGUUGUGGUGGUUGUGGAACCAGCUGAAGCUCAAGCAUAUCGUGAUGCAUGGCCUGAUAUGCCUCUGAUAGUUCUGCCUGAAAGCGAGAUGGGCCCAGCCUUUGCACGUUGGUCAGUUCAAAAGCUUUGCACCUCCUUCCGGGCAGAGAUCGAAGGAGGUUAUGGCCCCUUGCAGCACAUGCAGUAUUGCUGGCUGAUUGACGACAGCAUUACCAGUUUCUACAGUUUGGAGAAGCUCUCGGAGAAAGCGUUGGAGGAGGAGCAACAGAGAAUCCAGAGUCAACUCCAGCAAGUUGGUGCCAUCGUUGCUACGACGCCUCUGAGGCGGCCCUUGGGACGCCGCACCGAGCGCUGUGGAGAAGGUGCCAUGUUUGCCAAGGCCCUGUUGGCCGUGCAAAAGGUGGAAUAUGUGCCUCAGCUUCGGCUCUUUGAAGAUGUUUGCCUCAAUGUUCAAGCGCGAAAUUCCGGCGCUCACAUCCUGAAGUGCAUGACCUACUGCUACCGCGCCGACAACAAACGAUUCGGCGGCUGUGCUGCUGAGCGUGCAGCAAACACAGCAAGUUCCUUCUGCACUUCUUUGGAAGACCUGAUUUCAGCCGAAGCCUUUCUAGCUUUGUCUCCAGCUGCCAAGGCAGCAGUUCAACAUGUCUACAAUUGGGUUCACCGAGAUGAGGAUCGAUCUCGAGCGCGGCUUGAAGAGCUUGGCCUACCAGCUCCCCUGGCUGCCGAUGUAUCAAAUCUGCCGCUGGAGGAUGUAGACCAAGUUUACCCGGAAGAGGUGGCUCGUAUUGAGGAUGCUUCGGAGCCAGUCGAGUUCAAUUGGACCUUUCACGAAAGAGACAGCGAUGUCGAGCACUACCGGAAGGUAGCUAGCGAACUGCGAGAAAUGCAUCUCCAUGCUGUUUUGAAGGUGUCAGGUGUUGCGACUCAUGAAUGGCGCUUGCGCAGCCCAGGACAGUGGUGGCCGCAGUUGUGGGCGAAGUAUGGCGAGCUCCAAAAGGUUGGCGUUCUAGGCGGCCUCUUGUGGCAGCUUGCACCUUCGCACAGAUGCACACGGCAAACCCUCUCCGAAUUGGAAGAGUUAGCAAAAUCUUUGCCCCAGAAUGUUUUGCAUGUCUUCGAGUUCCGACACAGCUCCUGGUAUGGUCAAUACCGUGAGGAAGUCGUUGCCCUGCUGCGCAGGUGGGGCUUGUGCAUGGCAUGGAUUCAUAUCAAGAAUUCAGACGGCUGGUGCGGGGACCUCGAAGAUGGGUGGCCUAGCCUAGCCCGUACCUGCAAUACAGCGUACUUGCGUCUCUUUGGAACCAAGCAGAAAGCCAUCGGUCGAUACGGGGAGGAAGUGAUCCGUGAAAGCAUCCUGCCGAUGGUUCAGGGUGCAGGAGCCCCAAAGGAUUCCAUCGUGGUCUUUGCCCAAGCGGAUGUUCCAAACCAUGCGAAAGCAGAUGCAUCUUUCAUGACUGAAUUGCUUGGCCGUGGAGAUCAUCAGCCUGGGAGAAGUACCAAGUGGGAGAGAGAUGUGCUCGUUGCCACGUUGGGUCUGGGCAUUGGGAACCACGUGAGCGGAAAAGUCCAACGCAUUACACAUCGCACGGUGUUCAUCGACAUCGGCCGCUCCUGCAGAGCAUUUCUGGAUGCGAACCACGCACGCCGUGCUGGGCUUCUUGAGAGCUUAAAGAUAGGCACCCAGAUCGACAACUUGGAAGUUCAGCAUUUGGACUUUCAAGGGGAGUGGGGUAUAGUUGGCCUUUCUUGCCACAAAGCGUCCGUGAGUCUUGGGGCUGAAGAAGAUCAUUCUUCAGCUGUAGAUGCUGAGCAACCAACGCAGGCAGUACCUGCACCUCACAGCCGUUGGCUUCGGCAAAGCACUGAGAGUUCUGAGGAGACUCCGGCGGCCCAGGCGGUGGCGGCCCUGGAGGAACGGCAGGGCGACCGACCGCCGCUGCGGCGGCCGCGCUGGGCCAAUCGCUGCUUCGAGGGAUUGGCCGAAAUUGGAAGGGCAUCUGGCAGUCGCCAUGUGAAGCCUGUAGACCCUGAGCAAGAGGAAGAGCGGCUCCGCGCCAAACGCAUGGCCACCAAAGCUCGCCGGGAUGAACGUGUUGGCCGCUGGGCACGCGCGCUGGUGGAGAAAGCAAUCGCUCCACGCCCGCCCAGCAAGCGAAGCCGCAGUGAGGGCCCAGCCCCACGCACACGGAAAGAGGAAGUGAUGAUCCGGGAAGAGCUGAAGAAGGAAGAGGCUGCAGCAUUGGGCCGGGCAGAGAAGCGAAAGGGUGAACAGCACCCCAGGCGUGCAAGCCAAGAGGCCCAAGAGGACUGGUCACAAGACCAGUGGGCGCAAGCACAAGUGUUGCCUGGCGAACCUGGUGAUGGGCCGAUUGCAUGUAGCGUAGAUGAGUUUUUGCUGAUGCAAAUCGAGCGUCGUGAGGGUGAAGAGGCUGGAUACGAUGCAAAGAACUCGGAGACUUUUGGCCCUGACGACGAUGUACCAGGCUGGAGCACAGGGCCGGUGGUCAAAGUUCAAGAGCGCGUUGUCGAGCGGCGUAUGUGGAGGCCUGGGCUGCAUGACGAUAAGCUCAAUCGCAACUUGAUCACGGACACUAAGGCACAUGAAGUCUCCCAGUGCUUUGACAACUCUGACUCUCUUCAAAAUUCUGAAGAGAAGAGAGAAGCUGAAGUGAUAGACCCACAUGAGACAGAAUCAGAUGCGCCUGAAGAAGACUGGCAUAUUUGUAUGUCCACGAACCAAAACGUGGAAGAUUUCUGGGAGGAAGAGAUGGAGAAGGCUUCAGAUGAUUCAGAAGCUGAGGAGAUUUCAAAACAGACCCCAGACCAGAUAGAGGACAAGACCACGCAGGCCAAACCCUGGAAUUGGGUGCCACGCUUACGUGUGGGCUCUUGGGCAGAUGCCUCAGAAGGAGCAGAUGAGCCGAAGCAGGCAGAAGAGGCCGCAGAGUCACUGGAUGUGAUGCCAGAAAACCCGGAAAAGGUGGCACCAGAUUCAGAGGUUGAGGAAGUCAUUCACACUGGCCCCGUUGACGCAGAGCCACUGCUGAAUCAAGCUGACCACGCAGCUGAAGAUCCUCAACCAAAGAGAGAUAAGAGAGCAGCGGAACAUGAUAAGAAGAUAAGGAGCCAGUUCAAUGCGGCGCAGAAUGAAAAGAAUGCCAAGAAUAAAGUGGGCCAAGUGCGUAUGGAUGAUGACGCUGAAGAAGCCCCUGCGCAUCAACGACGUGCAUGGCGAGGCCGAGCCCACCCAGAGCAGUGCAUUCCUGAGGAACCUAAGGCGGGUUGCAUGGGAGCAGUGAUGAUGAGAUCGUCCUUGCUGAGCAGCUAG